Wyeomyia smithii (pitcher-plant mosquito) is the source of this 6057-nucleotide messenger RNA. Its product is annotated as collagen alpha-1(V) chain-like. Gene Ontology annotation, molecular function: extracellular matrix structural constituent. Lineage: Eukaryota; Metazoa; Arthropoda; Insecta; Diptera; Culicidae. The transcript has 16 exons. Bases 198 to 5651 code for a protein of 1817 amino acids. The record is from RefSeq and is a predicted model, not a curated record.
UAGUCGUGCUUAGUGUAAGCCAGUCUGUGAUUGGCUUUCGGAGAGCUAGCAUCGUAAAUGUGUAGAACAAUGCGAAAAUGAUAUCAUUCGACGCGGGAGGAAAAUCCGCAUGAUGUAAGAAACAGGUCAAAAUUGUCGAGAAAAGUGGAUUGAGCGAAAAGCUGCGGCUUUAAGAUAUUUGUUUGCAGUUAGUGAAGAUGAUUGGAUUACGAUUGGUGUAUCGGCAAAAAAGAAGAUUUCAGUCAAUUUUGAGAACCAGUGCUUCGGUAAAACAACUAGGUCUGGUUGUGGUGUUUGGUGUGAUUGCUGUUGGUAUACUGAACGGAUGUGACGCCGUUCCAAGGAAAGAUGGAUUGGUGGAUUUGAUCGAGGAGUUCGGCAUACCGAAGCUUCCAUCUGGCGUAACGCCGGUUUCUGGUAUGUGCAAUGAGACCCGCAAUGAGUACCAGACGUACCCCGCAGCCGCCUACAACCUGAAUCAGAAUACUGUACUUAGCAUUGGCACAUCGCAGAUUUUUGCAGAUGAAUUUCCUACAGAUUUCUCCCUAAUGGUUGUCCUGAAAGCAACCCCGAAUCUGGUUCGUGUGCCCUUGUUCACGGUGUAUUCAUCUGACUCCGAGGAAGUUCUCAUGCUUAUGGUUGGAAUGGAGGUUGCAUUGUAUUACCAGGAUACCGAGGGGAUGCCAGAGGAAGACAGUCUGGUUAGCUUCGGAGUUAGUAUAGACGAUGAACGGUGGCAUCGGCUCGGUGUCAGUGUUAAGGGUAAUUCCGUUACCUUGAUAUUGGAUUGCAACACGCAGAUUACGCGACAACUGAGUCGUGGUGCAAAAUCUCAUGUUGCAAACGAUGGCUUGAUAUUAACUGGUGUGCAGCUAAAUGAAGACGAUGGAUUUUUCACGGGCGACAUACAAAUGUUUAUGAUUUCGAGUACACCAGAUGAGGCAUACCACGUAUGUACAAAAUACGCUCCAGAUUGCAUCGGUUGGAGUGGUGUUGAAGUUGUAUCCACUUCUUUCGCUGCAUAUAAUAGCAGCAAUCAGACCUCGUCGAGAACCAAUGUGGCAAGUGGAAUAUCUCAGCAAAGUUUUGACGCAACAAGAAGCCAAAUACAAACUUUUACGACUGCUGGUUCAACAAGUCAUCAGCAAUACGGCGAUCAUCGCGAGCUCACAGAUUUGACUGGAGAUAUCGAUGGAUUAGAUAUCAUUGGUGGAGAUGACGAUUAUUACAAUAAUUUAGAACUAGAGGGUGAAGUAAAACCAGUUGAGCACCUGCCUCAGAGUUCAAGCACUCAAAGAAGUACAGAACAUAGAGUUCAAAGCGAGAUCAACAGAACCUUCGAUGGCUAUGACCAGUAUGGAAGGCGUCCCAUUCUGCCGCUCCCUGAUCCUGAAUUUGAUUUGUCCGCUGUACAUAACCCACAACCCAAAGGCGAGCAGCCGCUAGAUGAAGAUAAGCCCGAAACAGUUCCAACAUUUGAAGAUACCUCAGUUUCAUUUCCAGCAUCUAAUCGCACUGGUAUUGUGAUACGUACAAUAGUGGGUCCUAGGGGGGCACCCGGGGAACCUGGUCCCAGAGGCGAACCAGGACGAGACGGUCUACCGGGACAAAAUGGCCCCCCAGGGGCACCGGGCCAUGUAUUCAUGGUUCCAUUGAGUCAAACUGGCAAUGAAAAAGGACCGGAUACACAAGCAGAAGCAUUCCGUCAAAUGCUUUCACAACAUAUGAUGGCUAUGCGAGGAGCAGAUGGGCCGAUGGGUUUGACCGGCAUUCCAGGAGCCGUUGGACCACCGGGACCAGAAGGUAUGAAAGGAGAGUUGGGUGAAAUUGGAGAACCGGGUCCUCGCGGAUUGCGUGGUCCGAUGGGAUUGAUUGGACGCGAAGGACGAAGAGGAAGAGCGGGAAGAGAUGGUGAACGAGGUCCCGUUGGAUUGCAAGGAUUGAAAGGGGAACCGGGCAGUGUUGGGCUUCCUGGAUUUCCUGGGGAGAAGGGUGACCGUGGCCGAAUUGGUAACGUCGGAGAAAAAGGUUCACAGGGCCAUGAAGGACUACAAGGCGAGGAUGGUCCGCCUGGAUUGCCUGGAUUACCCGGAGAACUGGGUCCACGUGGGUUUACAGGACCUAGAGGAUUUCCCGGUCCUACGGGAAAUCCCGGACUGCCAGGUACAGAGGGUUUACCAGGCGUAAAAGGCAAUCCAGGCCCUCAAGGCCAAUCUGGUGCCCCAGGUCAGGCCGGUCCUAUUGGGGCAAUUGGAGCUCCAGGGCCGCAAGGAAACAUGGGACCACCGGGGAUUCCGGGUCCUCAUGGCAAACCGGGCCUUCCUGGAUUGCCAGGAGCGGAUGGAUCACCAGGUCGCGAAGGUAACCCAGGUAUUGCAGGACCAAAAGGAGAUAUCGGUCCGCAGGGUGUUCAGGGUUCAAUUGGAUUUCCGGGAAAUAGGGGUCCUAAGGGAGACGAUGGGGACCGAGGAGCUGCUGGUGAUAAAGGCGACAAAGGUGAAAGAGGUCAUGAUGGAGAAAAAGGGGAUAUGGGACCACCUGGUGAACGAGGAGCUGCUGGACAACAAGGUGCUAGUGGAAUUGAAGGACCAGAGGGACCGAAGGGAUUUGAGGGACCUCGUGGUGAACCAGGAGUAAUGGGUUUAACUGGCGAUAAAGGCAAACAAGGUAUUCAAGGGUUUCCUGGCUACACCGGACCACCAGGGGAUAAAGGCGAUAAGGGAACAGUGGGUGUUAUUGGUUUAGCUGGCGAUAAAGGCGAACGGGGAAACUCUGGAUUGCAAGGUGAACGGGGUGAGGUAGGACCAAGAGGUUUUCGAGGACCUCGUGGGCGUAGAGGAGCAGAUGGAACACCAGGACCAAAAGGCGAUACCGGUCAACCAGGAGCCCCAGGUACGCAAGGUGAAAUGGGUACUCAAGGAGUUGAAGGACCACGAGGCUUCAUCGGACUGCCCGGUCCCACUGGAACCAAUGGAAAAGAUGGACCACAAGGAACACCAGGAGAACGAGGACCAGCGGGUGAAAAUGGAAAUCCUGGACCACCCGGAGCUCCUGGAGUCAUUGGUCCGCAAGGGCCAAAUGGAGAACCUGGUCCUGUUGGUGAACCCGGCAUACCUGGUUUGCCUGGUAUGCCAGGCGAACCAGGCGUUCCCGGUGAUACUGGCAAAGAAGGACAGGUCGGACCACCAGGACCCCCUGGGAAGAAUGGUCCUCCUGGAGGACAAGGUUUACCAGGAUUUCCUGGAGAGCGUGGAACGAUGGGAAUGCCAGGACUUCCAGGACUGAAAGGUGAAAUUGGGGUGCCAGGGCUUCAAGGGCCCGUUGGUGAUAAAGGACAACCAGGAGAACCAGGGAAAGAAGGCCCUCCUGGACCUGAAGGUCGUCGAGGCCCCCCUGGACCAGCUGGUGCCGUUGGUUUGAAAGGAGAGCGAGGUGAAAUGGGGCUGAUUGGACCUAUCGGUCGUGAUGGUCUUCCAGGUCAGCGUGGUUUAACUGGUCCACCAGGACCUCAGGGUCCCCCCGGUGAAGAUGGCGAUAAAGGUGAUGUAGGACCCCCAGGCGAAAAAGGGUUCAAAGGCGCACAAGGAGAAGCGGGCCCCGUUGGAUCCCCGGGUAUUCAAGGAAGUCGUGGUGAGCCUGGUGCUGUUGGCCCCCCAGGAGAAAAAGGUCCGCCUGGUGAAAUGGGGCGUGCUGGUGGGAAAGGCGAAGAUGGGCCAACAGGAUUACCAGGACCACCGGGACCAGCUGGUGCACAAGGAAUGCCUGGUCCUCCUGGAAUAAAAGGUGGUAGAGGAGAUGACGGACCAGUUGGACCAGCAGGUCCUAUAGGGCCACCCGGUGAACCUGGAAGAAGAGGAACCCGAGGGGCAGAAGGUGCUCCUGGCGCACCAGGUGCUACUGGAGCUCAAGGACAUGCUGGCGAACCGGGACCACAGGGACCACCAGGUCUACCAGGGCCUGAAGGAAAAGACGGUGAAAAGGGUGCGGUAGGUCCAAAGGGAGAAGAGGGUAAAAGUGGUGCUCCUGGACCACCGGGUAAACGAGGACCAGUGGGCCCGGAAGGACCCAAGGGAACAGUGGGGGUUCCAGGUUUUCCCGGCAAUCCUGGAGAGCCUGGUGUCGUUGGUCCGAAAGGUGAUACAGGAAAGGAUGGCGAUGACGGAAAACAAGGUGAACCUGGUCUAACGGGGGAGCCCGGUCCUACUGGAUUGCCUGGUGAAAUGGGCCCCCCUGGUAAGAUGGGACCGGAAGGACCAGCUGGUUUGCAAGGCACUACUGGUUUACCUGGCGAGAAGGGUGAUCGUGGCUUACCAGGACCAAUAGGAAAUAUUGGAUUGCCCGGUCCUCAAGGUACACCCGGAGCACAGGGAUUACCAGGACUCAGGGGUUCACCUGGGCCAUCGGGUGAAAUAGGACCUGUUGGUAAACCAGGAGAAACCGGACCUACUGGUAAAACAGGAGAAACAGGUGCUCGCGGACAAAAGGGAGAUCGAGGCAAGCGAGGACCCAAAGGCCACCGAGGUGAAUUGGGUAUGGUCGGGUUGAAAGGGGAUUCUGGAGAAAAGGGCGAUAAAGGUACGAAGGGUAAUCCUGGUCCGGACGGUCCCAAAGGGCCCAUCGGUCCAGUGGGUCCGAUGGGCUUAAAAGGUAAUGAUGGGCCCCAAGGCCCAAUCGGUGUAGAAGGUCAAUUAGGACCGAAAGGAUCCGAAGGUGUGGCAGGACUGAGGGGAGAGCCUGGACCUCCUGGUCCCCCCGGACCACCGGGUCCACCAGCCGAGGCUCCUCUAAUACCUCCUGAGUUGCUAUUCAGGAUGGGCGAACUUUCGUUGACAAAGGGUGAAGAGCGUAUGAAACGAGAAGCAGGGGAUAUUCCUGACGAGGAGGAAGACUUUGAUGAAGAACUGCUCAAAAUUGAACCCAAGAAAAAGAAAAAGAAGAAAAAGGUUAAAGACGAUUUGGGGUCAAAGUUCUUGGAUAUGUACAGCUCAAUCUACUCAAUGCGUCAGGAGUUGAAUCGAAUGAGGAAGCCUGUUGGAACUCGUGAAAAUCCCGGCAGAACAUGUAGGGACUUGCAUUAUGGUCAUCCGCAGUUCAAGGAUGGUUGGUACUGGAUCGACCCGAACUUGGGAAUGGCGGAUGAUGCGGUCUUUGUGUUUUGCAAUAUGACUGCAGAAGGUGAAACGUGCGUCUUCUCCGAUCUGCACAGCUCCCAGAUGCCGAACAUUCCUUGGCGAAAGGAGAAUGACAAGACCGAUUGGUAUUCUAAUCUUAGGGGGGGAUUCAGGAUAUCCUACGAAACGGUUGGAAUUGUUCAGAUGACAUUCCUGCGGCUGCUUUCUCAGGGUGCAUACCAAAACUUCACGUAUACCUGCAUGAACAGCGUGGCUUGGUAUAGUACAGAAGAAGACAACCACGAUAAUGCAAUACGAUUCAUGGGUGAUAAUGAAAUUGACAUUGGGUAUGAGAACACUAAGGUGCGCCCAAAUAUAUUGGUAGAUGGUUGUAAAACGGGAAAGAGCAAAAGUGAAACGGUUUUCGAGAUUCGUACCCAGAAGUUGCAGUAUUUGCCGAUCAUCGAUUUCUACCCGGUUGAUUACGGCGAACCUCAGCAGGCGUUUGGGUUUCAGGUGGGACCCGUGUGCUUUAAGUGAGUAAUGAUAAAAUGAUUACCAGAUCCGGCAUUUACGAAAAAGGAACAGACGAACGAAACGGUAUACGAUCAGAGCUUCGAAGCAUUCGGAAAAUGUUUCCUUUGUAUGUAUAGUGUAAAGGUAUUAAUAGAGAAGAAGUAAUGUUAUUUAUUUUAAGUUAUGUAGUUACUGUAAAACUCACAUGGACAAGAGAAACUAGAAUAAAAAGGGGAGCUAUGCUAAUUUUAGGUUAAGGCGAAACUACAAUGGACUGAUACCAUCUUAAGUCAGGAGAGGAAUCUACCUAUAAAAACAUCGACUUAGUUGUAAAAAUAAUCUAAGCUUCAAGAUUAUAUACACCUUAAUAACACUGCCCGAGACCUGAUUUCCAAAAUUGUUUGAGAAUAAAGCAUUUUAUUUUUCAUGA